AUGGGAUAUCUUCAACUUCGCAGUGAAAAUGCCUACCAGCAGGCGAAGACCAAGCUCAUGGACAGGUAUGGAAAUGAGUUUGUGAAGGCAUCAACACUCAAGAACAGAAUCCGUAGCUGGCCUGCCAUAAGAAGCGGAGAUGGAAAGGGGCUAAGGGAGUUUGCUGACUUCCUGGAGCAGUGCCAAGCUGCGUCAAGUGCAGCUGGCCACCUGCGAGUGCUGGAUGACCAGCACGAGAACAGCAUCAUGCUGAAGAAGCUACCAAAGCCUCUUGUUGACCGCUGGAGAAGGUAUGUAGACCAGAGGCUCUACGAGCCAGCUGGAGUUGACAAGUGCAAGGUGUUCCUCAGGAUGAAGCUGAAGGAGCGACAAGCAGCUGUCAUGAGGCAUGGUCUGUGCCGAGGAUGCCUGAAGCGGGGUCACAUCUGGCGAUCCUGUCAGAAGAAGCAGAACUGUGAGACCUGCGGAAGAAGGCACCCAACCGCUCUACAUGAUGAGACCUUCACCGCUCCAACCUCAGUCGGACAGGACAAGCAGCAAGGAACAAGGAGACAAGCUGGAUGCGAAGCAGAGAUCGGACUGCUCAUCGGGGCAAACUGCCCCAAGGCAGUGAAGCCAAGAGAUGUUGUCACUGGAGAAGAUGAUGACCCCUGGGCUGUGAGAAGUGCUCUGGGAUGGGGCAUUGUCGGCCCGGUGUCUGACUCCAGGACAAGCAUGACUGCCUGCCAGUACGUGGACGCUGGUAGUGGCGAGCGAAGGCUGUGUCACUUCGCUUUCAGAACUGCUGCCCGAGAGAUGACGCCUAUGCAAGUGGCUCAGCUGUUCGAGCAAGACUUCAAAGAUACCAAGAUGGACAAACCGCAGUCUGUGGAGGACAGAUUGUUUCUCAAGAAGAUGACGGAAGGAACUCGUCAGAGGGAAGAUGGGCAUUUCGAGAUGCCUCUCCCCCUGAAAGAAGAUGUGAGACUGCCCAACAACAAGGCCGUUGCCAUGCAGCGCCUGAAAGGACUCAAAUCGAAGUUGGUCCGGAACGAAGCCUUCAGACGUGACUACACGACCUUCAUGGAGGCUACCGUGGCCAACGGACAUGCAGAGAAGGUCCCAGAAGGUCAGCUGCGGCUGGACAAUGGAAGGGUCUGGUACCUGCCGCACCACGGGGUGUACCACCCCAAGAAACCCGGUAAAAUUCGCGUCGUAUUUGACUGCAGCGCGGAAUUCGGUGGGCAGGUCCUGAACAACCAUCUUCUCCAGGGACCAGACAUGACUAACAGUCUAACCGGCAUACUCUGUCGGUUUCGAAAGAACCAGGUAGCCGUGACAUGCGACAUACAAGGUAUGUUCAACCAGGUGGGAGUAGACACAAGAGAUCGGGACUUUCUGAGGUUCAUGUGGUGGGAGAACGGAGAUCUGAAACAGGCACCACAGGAGUACCGAAUGACUACCCACCUGUUUGGAGCAAGGUCAUCACCCGCGUGCGUCAUGUUCGCGCUCAGGAAGACUGCUGACAUUGAAGAUGAAGCCAUCGACCUGAUCGACUCAACUCGGAAAAUGUGUACCCGUGGCGGGUUCACCCUCCACAAGCUGCUCUCCAACAGCGUGAAGGUGCUGGAGUCGGUGUCACCCGAGAGCCGCUGCUCAGAGCUGCAGAGUCUCGAUGUUGGCACGGUGUGUCUGCCAGUCCAGCGAGCUCUGGGUGUCGAGUGGGACACCGAGACAGAUGUUCUGCAGUUCAGUGUACAACCCUGCAAGAAGCCAUCGACGAGAAGGGGGAUCUUGUCCACAGUAAGCUCAGUGUUCGAUCCCCUAGGCUUUGUCUCGCCUUUCAUCCUCAGGGGUAAGCAGAUCGUGAAGGAGCUCUGCCGCGACGGUUUCGGUUGGGACGAUCCCGUUCCAGAUGAUAUCCUGACGCGCUGGGGCGACUGGACUUCUCAGCUCGAGGCACUGUCGUCACUGCGCAUCCCAAGGUGCUACAGGACGAGCGACUUCGGCCUCGUGAAGCGGACAGAGUUACAUCACUUCUCAGACGCCUGUACGCACGGCUAUGGGCAGUGCAGCUACCUGCGUCUCAUUGAUGAGCAGGAUCGGGUCUGCUGCAGGCUCGUGAUGAGCAAGGCCCGAGUCACUCCCUCGAAACCCGUGACGGUGCCCAGACUCGAGCUCACUGCUGCCCUGACCUCGGUCCAGGUGAGCUGCUUUCUCCGAGAAGAGCUGGACAUCGAGGACCUGGCAGAGUACUUCUGGACAGACAGCCGAGUGGUCCUCGGCUACAUCUCGAACGACGCCAGAAGGUUCCAUGUCUUUGUAGGGAACCGAGUGCAGCAGAUCAGGGAUCACACCGAAAAGGACCAGUGGCUGCACGUGGAGACAAAGUUGAACCCAGCUGAUCUGGCCUCCAGGGGCGCGAGUGCUGCAGAGUUGGAGAGCAGUGAUCUGUGGUGGAAUGGACCUCCGUUUCUCAGAAGCACCGACCCGCUGCCGGGACGAGAUCUUGACACGACUCUGGACCAGAAAGAUCCUGAGGUGAGACGCGCGGCUCAGACUGCCGUGACACUUCAGACGACCACGUCAGAGACGGUUCGCUUUGCAAGUUUGACGGAAAGGCUUGAACGCUUUUCAGACUGGCACCGAGCCAAGAGAGCAGUCGCACUCUGCCUCAGAUACAAGGACGCACUCCUGGGGCGGCGUUCGUCACCUGACCGCCCGUUGACUGUGACAGAACUCGAAGAAGCCGAAACUGUGAUAGUACGAGCUGUGCAGGAAGAAACGUUUACAGAGGAGCUGAGGACGCUGAGUUCGAAGAUGACGGCGUCAGAGCAGGGUGAAACAGCUACAAAGGCCAUCAAGAAAACAAGCAAACUGCACAGAUUGGACCCCUACGUCAAUGAAAAUGGAGUGAUCUACGUCGGCGGCAGAAUCAGGAGAGCGGACCUGCCGGCGAGUCAGCUACACCCGAUGGUACUCCCACGAGCAGGUCACGUUACCCGCCUCGUCAUUGACCACUGCCACAAGAGAGCUCAUCACCCCGGACGAGGAAUGACGAUCGCCGAAAUCCGCUCAGCAGGAUUCUGGAUCGUUGGCGUCAGAGGCGCCGUGUCCCGUCACAUUCUGCACUGUGUGAUGUGUAAGAGAAUCCGCGGCACCUUUCAGGGACAGAAGAUGUCCGACCUGCCUGAGGAGCGUCUAGUGCCGUCUGAGCCAUUCACUUACAGCGGCGUGGACCUCUUCGGUCCGUUCUAUGUGAAGGAACGGCGCAGUGAACUGAAGAGGUGGGGAGUCAUGUUCACCUGCCUCGCUUCAAGAGCGGUACACAUCGAGACGGUGAACUCUCUCUCCACAGAUUCGUUUCUGAACGCUUUCAGAAGGUUUGUUGGACGACGAGGCCCUGUAAGGACUCUACGCUGUGACAGAGGAACGAACUUUGUCGGAGGGAAAGCAGCUAUGGAAGCCGCUUUGGACGAAAUGGACGCGGGAGAGAUUCAGCGAGAACUGCUGAAGAACAACUGUGACUGGGUCGACUUCCAGAUGAAUGCUCCCUGUGCUAGCCACAUGGGCGGCAUCUGGGAACGUAUGAUCCGCUCCGCUCGAGCAGCGUUGGACGCUGUGUUGAAAACCCACGCCGAGCAGAUGGACGACGAAGUGCUGCGGACAGUGAUGGUGGAAGUGGAGGCGCGAUGGCGCAGGGUUCAGUAUUUGACUAACCUCUUCUGGAGCAGAUGGAUGGCAGAGGUACUGCCGACGCUACAAGAACGCCGGCGCUGGACGAGGGAGCAGCGCGGGGUGGAACCUGGCGAUGUCGUCCUCAUGGCUGAACCCGACUCGCCGCGUAGCGGCUGGCCCCUGGCGAGGGUUCUGCAGUCGCUCCCCAGCAGAGACGGACUGGUCAGGAAGGUUCGGAUCGUGUCCGGCGGGAGAGAGCUGGAGAGACCCGUACACCAGCUGGUGAUGCUCGUACGACAGACGGCGGCGAACGGCGAGCACAGCCAGCCGCCCGCUCGCCGAACGGAAAAGUGA
Messenger RNA from Amphibalanus amphitrite, 4011 nucleotides. RefSeq lists its product as uncharacterized. Bases 1 to 4011 code for a protein of 1336 amino acids. Lineage: Eukaryota; Metazoa; Arthropoda; Thecostraca; Balanomorpha; Balanidae. The record is from RefSeq and is a predicted model, not a curated record. Gene Ontology annotation, molecular function: nucleic acid binding. The transcript is spliced from 5 exons.